Messenger RNA from Micromonas commoda, 570 nucleotides. RefSeq lists its product with no specific name. Gene Ontology annotation, biological process: regulation of ARF protein signal transduction. The record is from RefSeq and is a predicted model, not a curated record. The annotation marks the transcript as partial. Gene Ontology annotation, cellular component: trans-Golgi network. NCBI's taxonomy places the organism in Eukaryota, Viridiplantae, Chlorophyta, Mamiellophyceae, Mamiellales, Mamiellaceae. Gene Ontology annotation, molecular function: guanyl-nucleotide exchange factor activity. The transcript has a single exon.
AUGAAGGCGCGAAAGGCGAGCGUGGAGGCGGCGGUUUCCGCGUUCAACGCGAAACCGGGGCUCGGGUCUUUAGCGGGAUGCCCGGAUCUCGACGUGCACGAUCCGGACGCGGUGGCGGCGUUUUUACUCGCCGCCAAGGGGUUGGAUAAGACGGCGAUAGGCGAGCUGCUCGGCGGGUUCGACGACGACGAGGUGGCGGUCAUGCGGGCGUUCGUGAAAUCGCACGAUUUCGUCGGGAACGAAUUCGACGUCGCGCUCAGGCGGUUCAUGUCGGCGUUUCGGCUCCCCGGCGAGGCUCAAAAGAUCGAUCGACUGAUGGAGGCUUUCGCGGCCAAGUACUGCGAGAAUAACCCGAACGUCUUCGCCGACCCCGACGCCGCGUACGUGCUUGCGUUCGCCGUCAUCAUGCUGAACACCGACGCGCACAACCCGAACAUGGACACGAAGAUGACCAAGGCGGAUUUCAUCGGAAUGGCCACCAGCGCGGAGAGCGGCGCGAGCAUGGACGUCGCCAUGCUCGGGACGAUAUUCGAUCGCAUCGUCGGCGAGGAGAUCGUGAUGAAGGACGAC